Molecule: messenger RNA, 2831 nt
Organism: Temnothorax curvispinosus
Lineage: Eukaryota; Metazoa; Arthropoda; Insecta; Hymenoptera; Formicidae
Product: proton-coupled amino acid transporter-like protein CG1139
Exons: 8
Coding region: 278-1717 (479 amino acids)
Biological process (GO): amino acid transmembrane transport
Cellular component (GO): vacuolar membrane
Molecular function (GO): amino acid transmembrane transporter activity
Source: RefSeq, a predicted model, not a curated record
CGUACCUGUCGCACAAUGCAACGGACCUUCAGAGAUUAAAUCGUCUCCGACCCUCUACGUAUCUUCUCGCGCCUCUUCUUAUCUCACUCACUGUCUGCUCCUGUCUGACCAACCCCCUCCCCUCCCCCGCCCCUGGCUUCGUCCAUCGCUCUUGUCUUAUCUCCCCUUACCACCCGAUACCUUCUUACCUUCUUACUCACACCCCUGUUGCGCGCCCGUCGCAUGCGAGAACCCAUCGGUGACUUGACAGCCAACAGCUAGCAGUACAUCCACCAGGAUGUCGCACGAUAAUUUGGGAUUUACAUCGAGCACGGAUGCUCUGCAAGAUCUGAAAAAAUCUUCCUCAUCUAAGGAGCGUCAUGGCUACGGAUCGAGCGAGAAGAGUGACGGCAUUUACGUCCUGGAACUCGAAGAGAAAAAGAAGAAGAACUCAAAUGAACAGGAAAAUGAUUAUGACCCAUAUAAGUAUAGAGUGGUGGAGCAUCCGACUACCAAUGCGGAAACCAUGCUUCACCUGCUGAAGGGCAGUUUAGGUACCGGAAUCCUCGCGAUGCCGCGAGCUUUCUACAACUCCGGAUACAUUAUCGGCUUUGUAGCCACGAUCAUCAUUGGGUUCCUUUGUAUAUAUUGCAUGCGAAUUCUCGUUCGCUCGGAGUACGAACUAUGCAAGAGGAAAAGGGUGCCGUCCAUGACGUAUCCAGCGACCGCAGAAUCCGCUCUGCUCGAGGGACCGAGGUGCCUCAGACGGUUCUCCAAAGCUUCUAUACAUAUAAUAAACACCUUCCUAUUGAUAUAUCAGAUGGGCACUUGCUGCGUCUACAUAGUUUUCAUUGCUAAAAAUCUGCAAUUGGGGUUGGACACGUUUGUCAAGAUGGAAUUGGAGACAUACAUGGCAAUUCUCCUGCUACCCUUGAUCAUCGUUAAUUACAUCAGGAAUCUUAAAUUCUUGGCACCGUUUUCGACGCUAGCGAAUAUUAUCAUGUUCACUGGAAUUGCUAUCAUGCUCUACUAUAUCUUUCGAGAGCCAUUGUCGUUCGACAAUCGCGUGGCAUUCGGGAAUGUUACGAAUUUUCCGCUUUUCUUUGGCACCGUACUGUUCGCUCUUGAAGCCAUCGGCGUGAUUAUGCCGUUGGAAAACGAGAUGAAAACCCCUAAAUAUUUCAUGAAGCCAUUCGGCGUUCUGAACGUUGCAAUGAGCAUCAUAGUUGCGAUGUAUACCGCAUUGGGAUUCUUCGGGUACAUACGUUACGGCGAAAAAAUCGAAGGCAGUAUCACGCUCAACCUACCCGACGAAAAGUUAGGAAUUGCAGUGCAAAUUCUUCUAGCUAUCGCCAUCUUCUUCACGCAUCCCAUCCAGUGUUACGUCGCCAUCGAUAUAGUGUGGAACGAAUAUAUCAGUCAGUACUUGGAGAAGUACCGAUUUAAGCUGCUCUGUGAAUAUGUAAUCAGGACUGUCAUAAUCUUGAUUACCUUCGCUCUGGCGAUCUCGAUCCCGGAGCUGGACCUCUUCAUAUCGCUGUUCGGCGCGCUUUGUCUGUCGGGUCUGGGACUGGCUUUCCCGGCGAUCAUACAAUUGUGCACCUUCUGGAAAGUGAUGGGACCGAACGAGAGGAAGAUUAUGGUGGCGAAGAACAUGUGCCUAAUACUGAUUGGGGCCUUGGGUUUGGUCGUGGGUACUUACACGAGUCUCCACGGGAUUAUCAGCAAGUUCUCAUGAAGUAUUCGAGGAAAUUGUGUGACAAAACUGUUAAAGGGGGGUAGUGAAGUGACAGAGCGGGAGCGGAAGUAAACAGGAAUUGUUCUCCGUGCGAGAAAACGACGACGACGUGAUACGUAGUUGAAGUUGAUCAUUGCCAAAAGUGAGUGUACCUAAAAAUACGAGGCGCAUUCAGAGGCAGUAGCCGAGGGACCGAAAUAACGUUAACUUCUUACGGCUCGCAUCACACUUCGGCUUCGAUUCGUCGGGGAUGGGAUGAAGUUCCUAGGUGCGUUCGUUGUUCUUUUUUUUACGCGUGAUAUACAAGUGUAUACAAGACUGCAAGUGAAGAUACGGACUGUACAACGACACGACGAGUCCUGGCGUCAGCGUCAACGUCAAUUACUGUACAGCAACAUAUAGAUAUAUAUAUGUAUAGAUAUGUAUAAAUAUGUAAAAAGGUUUUAACGUAUUAUAAAUAAAAGAAUUUUAUUUUCAUACUGCCGCCCCCUUUGCUUCUACAUUUUUCUUCGUUUUUUAGUGCGGGCGACUUCUGAACUGAGCUAUCGUUGUAACAGUCGUGUCAUUUUAUUACAGAAACACGUACAUCUCUAUUGUUUUUAUUUUUAUUUUAAAAUAAUAGAAGAGAUACAAGAAUAUUGUAUUCAUACAUUAUUAUCACAUGCGACGAAUCACUACGCAAAAACAAACAUAUUUCAAUGAUAUGUAAAAGCAGGUGCCUAUAGAAGAACGAGUACAUUCAGCUAAAUGUGCAAAAUAAUUUGUGUUUUAUACAUAUAGGUUUCUAGACGAUCAACAUUAUUAUUAAUAAGUCGAUCAUCGUGUCAUGUAGGCGAAGGAACGUUUCCUUUUUCUAGAAAUAACAAACUAUAUUUACAAUAUGAAUUUUUUUAUUGUGCAUCACGGAAAUAAUUCAAGACUUCUUUUCUUUGGUUUUGCGAAUCAUUUUUAUAAUUGUUUGUUCAUUCGGAUAGCAUGAUUGUACGUAAUAAGAUAUUAAGUGUAGUACAUGUUAUUUUAUUUAGAAUGCAUUCGUGACUUAAGAAAGAUGUGAUAAAACGAAUGAAUAAAUAAUCGACGAAAUCUUUGUAUAAAGGUCUUGUAUAAAUAUCGA